Molecule: messenger RNA, 2591 nt
Organism: Seriola dumerili (greater amberjack)
Lineage: Eukaryota; Metazoa; Chordata; Actinopteri; Carangiformes; Carangidae
Gene: osbpl7
Product: oxysterol binding protein like 7
Exons: 21
Coding region: 1-2574 (857 amino acids)
Cellular component (GO): intracellular membrane-bounded organelle; plasma membrane; cytosol
Molecular function (GO): cholesterol binding
Source: RefSeq, a predicted model, not a curated record
AUGGACUCAUACGGCUCUUCACUCAACCGCAGCCAGUCGCUGGCGAGCGGCCUGGAGAAGACUUCGCCCACGUGGAACAAGCCCUCCCACUCUCGCAGCAGCAGCACUCUGUCGUCCCGCCACUCCAGACAGAUCAUCAAAGAUUGGGAAGUGAUUGACGACCUCAAUGUAGAGAUGCAGUCAGGAGGCGACAACCCUCAGGACAUGACGACCCCGGGUAUCUGUGAAGGAUAUCUGCUCAAGAGGAGGAAGUGGCCACUUAAAGGCUGGCACAAGCGAUACUUUGUCUUGGAAGCCGGGAUCUUGCGCUACUGCAAAAAUCAACAAGAUGUCUCCAGGGGACGAGUCCAGGGCUCCCUUGACGUUAGCCUCGCUGUGAUGUCAAUAAAUAAGAAAUCAAACCGCAUCGACCUGGAUGCAGGAGACAUCCUCUAUCACAUGAAGGCAAAGAGCCAUGAGCUCUUCUACAUCUGGGUGACCAAGCUACAAGCCCACCGCUUGUUCAAGAAGAACGAGGCAGCGCACGUCCACAGCGGCUUCAUCCAGAAUCUGUCCCACAGCGCUGCAGCCGGAGAGGCUCAGAGAAAUGGCGAUUUGAGCUCUGCAGGGGCUCCAGAUCCAGCCGGAGCGUCAGGUGUGCUGCCCUCAGCUAACACUGCUGUGAACAGCAAAGUCUCUGCCUGGCUGCAGCAAAGCCACGACCCAGACGCCUGUGUUCAAGAGUUGAACCGAUGUCACUUGGACCUCUCUGAGCUAAACCGCUUAAUCCAGAGGCUGCAGGCGCUGGAGGUGGGCCAGGCUUUCACUAACGGAGACCUGCAGCGAAUCAUCAGCAUACAGAAUCUGUCACUUGAGAAGCCGAAGAAGCCAAAGUCGGGGAAGAUGUGGGGCCACUCUCGCACACUGUCCAGAGUGGAGGCUCUGGGAAUGCUGUCCUCCAGUCACCUGAACAGCUCCUCUCACCUUGGUGCGUCCGUCCCCUCUAUCCCCGACUACGUCUACUCUCAGCUGUCCCCUCCUACUGUCACAUCUCCGGAGGGCAAGAAAAUCCAGCAGGACAUCUGCGCCAUGUCGCUACGAGUGCUUGCAUCCCUGAAGACGGUUCAUGAGACUCUGUCCCAGGAGAGGCAGAAACUGCAAGAAGUCUGGGAAUCUAACAACAUCCACCAGUCUAACACAUUAGCUGUGCCCGCAGCAGGGAGGCAUUCAUCCAAUGGGCCUCCUUCAGUGGCAGAUUCAGCGGCGGAGUAUUUCGACGCCAGCGACGACAUCCUUUGUGGUAGUUCCUCCGAGGUGUCUGAAGAAUCAGGACUUAGUGAUGGAAGCACCACCAACUCGGAGCCGGAGGAAGGACACGCAUCAGCCACACGCAAGUACCGUGCGAGCAUUUCCAAGACUCCUAACAGUGUCGUUCCCAAGAGCACCGGGCGUCGCACACUUCCUGCUCACUGUCCUGACAACGGCCACGUGGGCCUCAUGGCUAUCCUCUACAACAACAUAGGUAAAGACUUGGCUCGAGUGUCCAUGCCUGCUGCCCUCAACGAGCCUGUUAACCUGCUGCAGCGGCUGUGUGAGGAGCUGGAGUACAGCGAGCUGCUGGACACCGCCAACAACACGCCCGACCCCUACCAGAGGAUGGUUUACAUUGCCGCCUUCGCUAUCUCUGGUUACUCCACUGCUAUGUUCAGGAACCGCUACAAGCCCUUCAACCCGGUGCUGGGGGAGACCUACGAGUGCAUCAGAGAGGACCGGGGCUUCCGCCUCAUCAGUGAGCAGGUCUGCCACCAUCCGCCCAUCUCCGCCUGCCACGCAGACUCAGACAACUUCUCUUUUUGGCAAGACCAGCGAUGGAAAAACAAAUUCUGGGGGAAGUCUCUGGAGAUUCUGCCAACAGGAAUGGUGAAUGUGACUCUGCCAAGGUACGGCGACCACUACGAGUGGAACAAAGUAGUGACCUGCAUCCACAAUGUGCUCAGUCAGCAGCGCUAUCUGGAGCAUUACGGCGAGGUCACCAUCCGAAACCUCAAAAGCAACGUCUGCACCUGCAAGAUUACCUUCGUCAAGUCUCGUUACUGGGGCUCAGACACAAACAAGAACGAGGUGCAGGGCACGGUGCUGGACCAAAGCGGGAGUGUGAUUCACCGGUUUGGAGGCCUGUGGCAUGAAGGCAUCUUCUGUGACACUCUGCCGACUCCGAAAUGUGUCUGGAAGCCAAAUCCACAGCCAAAGGAUUACCUGAUCUACUAUGGCUUCUCCACCUUUGCCAUGGAGCUGAAUGAAGUCACCCCAGACCUGAAGCCUCUCCUGCCUCCUACAGACAGCCGCCUGCGCCCGGACCAAAGAUUGCUGGAGGAGGGAAAGGUGGAAGAAGCAGACAUAAAGAAAGACGAGAUAGAGGAGUUUCAGAGGGAGCGGAGGAAAGAGCUCGGCAAAAAGGGUGAAGAGCAUGCCCCACGUUUUUUCAAGAAAGCCAAAGACUCCUGUGGACGGGACGUGUGGUUGACCAACGGGACCUACUGGAAGCUCAGGGAGAAUCCAGGUUUUGCUAAGAUUGAAAACGUAACUCUGUGGUGAUGGAGACGGCAGCGAUG